AUGACCGUUCUUUCGAGUCCAUACACCUUGCGCGCCAGAGUCGAUAUUGCCAAAGUUACGGCUUUUUUUAAGAUUCUGAUGGAGAACAUUGAGGCGGAAGACCUGAACGGAACUGCAACGCGCACGAAAUUGACGGCUGGCUCAACACCCCUCAAACGGCUUAUCUGGUCGAGUAGCUGGUCGACAGCUGCCACCGACCAGCGUCCAUAUCUUCCCCGUUGUUUUGUUUUCGUGUCUUGUCGGGAAAUCCAAUCAAUCCUUCACUUGGUCGUCCUUCUCAACCUGCGCGCAUCGGGCCAAAGCUCAAUUCGCACCAAGGGCAGAUGCUCCUCCGUGCCAAAGAAACUCUCCUUCCUGGUCGAGUCUACCUCCUCCUCAUCCUCUGCCACCAACACCCCUCGAGCCCACAGCGGCCCCAUUGCGAACUGUAAAGUGACCAGUAAUCAGAUUGAAUUACGUCCGCGGCAGGUUCAGAAUGCAGUACGGCUGGAGAGCAGGAACGCUGCGCAGCCAGUUAUGCCAACACUGUCGAGUAUCACUGCAAGGCUACCGUUCAUUUCUCGAAUUUCGGGUAAAGAACCGAAUGCGUUUGUGCAGUCUGCCUCCAGCGACCCCAUACUCCAGAACCGCUACCUCUCAAACGACGGCGCCGCUCGGUUGGCUCGUUGGACUCAAGUCGUUGGCGUCGCCGAAAAUAGUAUUUUAAAGACCUCCAGUCGAAGGCAGCAUGGUGGACUGUGCAAGGCAGCCGGACGUAGCAGAGUACGCCUGUCGGAAGUCCAGACAAAGCCGAGUGCCGAAAAUCGAACCCGAGACCAUGCGAACAGCAGACGGGCUGCACGAUCUCCUUCUACAACCCCCGUGCACAGAGAACGGCUCCCGCGUUCCAUCCAGCCGCUUUCAAGUAACGGCAGAACCUCCCCUGCCCCUGUACGUGCGUUAUCGCGCGCUGCACAGUCUGUCCAGAACAGGACUAAAACUGUACCCAUAAAGUUGGUAAAGGCGUCAUCUGAAGGCUCCCUUACAAUUGGAGACCCGAAGGACGCUGAAGCCACUCCCUCGGGACUAGCGGAGCAGGAAGACUCCCUCAUCUGUGGCGGUCCAAGUGUAGAACUUUCUAUUGCUGGCAGUGCCGUCAUCAACAUACCCGUUUUGGGCUUUUUUCGCAGUGGCCGAACUAGCCUUCUUGAAAGUCUGGUUCAGUCGCAACCAGUUUACUCAGCAACAAAGGACACCUCUAGCACUGGCCCAAGUUACUACUGCCCAAUAUACGUAAGGGCCCUGCGUGAACAAAUCCUCCUGGCCAACAUUGACGUGCCCAUGGUCAUUGUAGCCAACAAGGUCGACUUGCUCAAACGUGCUGCACCUGCAGUGCGACAAUUUGCUGAUCUGACUACCUCAGGGAGCCAAAUGCGACGGCUCAACAGAAGUAUCUUCUGUCGUGGCAUUGUCGGCAAGGGAAGCAGUAAUUCCGUCAGUCGCUUGGACCUACCCCAGUCACUGGGAUUUUCCUCGACCCUACCACUCAGUUCGGCAGUUCCCUCGGGCAAAAAUAUGGUUCGACGGGAGCUGGCUGUGUUAAUUAAGAAGCACUGGAAAAACUGUGUCCUGGUGGAGUGCUCCGCUAUCUACAACUUUAAUGUUCUCAGCAUCCUCAAAGAGGUAAUGAAGUUUGUGCAGUGUAGGGAGGCUGGACCGAAACCGACAGCGGCGCAGGCAGUUCAAGCCGCCUGGGUUCGAAAUCAGUGCUCCAUUCUGUAA
Molecule: messenger RNA, 1761 nt
Organism: Dibothriocephalus latus
Lineage: Eukaryota; Metazoa; Platyhelminthes; Cestoda; Diphyllobothriidea; Diphyllobothriidae
Source: the annotation of a GenBank genome assembly